Haliotis rubra (blacklip abalone) is the source of this 1956-nucleotide messenger RNA. RefSeq names its product CCA tRNA nucleotidyltransferase 1, mitochondrial-like. Lineage: Eukaryota; Metazoa; Mollusca; Gastropoda; Lepetellida; Haliotidae. Gene Ontology annotation, biological process: RNA processing. Gene Ontology annotation, molecular function: nucleotidyltransferase activity; RNA binding. The record is from RefSeq and is a predicted model, not a curated record.
AUGGCCGCGCCCGUGAAGACGCAACCAAGGAAAUACUUGUGCAAUUAGGAUUCAUUAAACCUGACACCAUGAUUCUUGUCAAAAGCAGGGAACAUCUCCGAUCAGUAGGUAGUGUCUGCAUCUGAUGAAAUACAUGAUGAAGAGCAUUAUGGCUGCCUAAACGGGGUGUUCAAUGUAUCAACAACUGGUCAGACGCCUGUUUUCCCAAGUAACACACACAUGUAAACAGAACUUGCAUGUGAAAUCAAGAACAUUCCACUAUCCUAAGCGUGCAGGAAAUCUAAAGAUCAUGAAGCUUGACAGUUCACAGUUUCAUGGCAUCUUUAAUCCAGAGCUGAGGCAGCUCAUCAAGUACUUUGAGACGUAUAAGUAUGAGCUGCGUAUAGCAGGCGGGGCAGUGAGGGACCUGCUCCUGGGCAAUCACCCUCAUGAUAUAGACUUUGCCACCACUGCCACACCAGAUGAAAUGAAGGCACUGUUCGAGAGGGAGAAUGUGCGCAUGAUAAACAACAAGGGAGAGAAGCAUGGGACGAUCACAGCCAGGAUUAACGACAAAGAGAACUUUGAGGUAACAACUCUGCGUAUUGAUGUAGUGACUGAUGGCCGCCAUGCAGAAGUUGAGUUCACAACAGACUGGCAGGUAGAUGCAAACAGACGGGAUCUCACCAUUAACGCCAUGUUUCUAGGAUUUGAUGGGACUGUGUAUGACUACUUCAAUGGGAUGGAGGACCUUGAACAGCGACGUGUUCGCUUUGUGGGUGUUGCUGAUGAAAGGAUGCAGGAAGACUAUCUCCGAAUACUCCGCUACUUCAGGUUCUAUGGACGCAUUGCUGGGGGCCCCAGUCUCCAUGAGCCUGAGACGUUGGACUCCAUCAGGCAGAAUGCACAUGGCCUCGCUGGAAUAUCUGGCGAGCGCCUGUGGGUUGAAGUUAAGAAAAUCAUGACUGGGAAUUAUGCCGGCCCCAUUGUACAGACCAUGAUAGAGCUGGGUGUUGGAGCUUUUAUUGGACUUCCAGAGAAACCUAAUGUGCAGCACUUCCUUGAAGUGUUUGCAAACACGGAAGGAUUGUCUCCCCUGCCCAUGACAAGAUUGUCCGCGCUACUGCCUGGAGAGGCGGAGAUGUAUGACUUACACAAACGGCUGAAAUUAUCAUCCGAGGAACUGAAACUUGGUCUGUUUAUUAUACAGCAUCGUGAUGAUGAUGUUGGUGAGUCUCUGUCCAAAUACUGCCAGGACCUGAUCAUAGACACUGUUGGCAGGGAGCCCAAGGUGAAGGACAGGAUCAUACAACUGAUGCUGUAUAAGGGUGAGGGGACCCAAGCGGACAAGCUUGCAUGCUGGUCCCCCCCUAAGUUCCCGGUGACAGGCCAUGACCUCUUCGCACACAAUGUUCCCAAAGGACCAGUAUUUGCCAAGACGCUCAACGAGCUGCGACAAAUCUGGAAGAGGAGCAACUGUAUGAUGUCGAAAGAGGAACUCAUUGACAAAAUAGAUGAAGUAGUGAAAGAGAAGUCUUGAUGAAGUUGUGGUUGAAGUGUGGGAAGUCUUCUUAUCCAAUCAGAUGAUCUGUUGUUUGAAUCCAGCAAGGUAUGAGGCAUUGUACAAGGUGAACAAGGUGCUGCAAUCUGGUUGAUUGUAAAUGAUAUUCAGUGGGAAAGAAUCUUGACUUCUUGACUGAGAAUACUUUCUCUGAUUGGUUGUAAAUGUAAUUCAAUGGGAAAGACUUUGUGACUGAAAAUACUUUUUGUGUCAUGACAGAUCAUGAUAUCAUGGAUUAUGUCAUGAAGUCAUGUGGUUUAAGCCUCAUGUUCCCCAGCCUACAUUUGCUGUGAUAAUAAACCUUCCAUUUUUAGCACUAAAUCCAUAUUCGAGGGUUUGAGAAAAAAUAAACAAUACCUUUCGAAGAGGCAUAAAAACAACUUGACAAUGUCAAAGGAAUAAAUCUGUGCACAUGA